UUUCCAUCAAAAUUCUGCAAGAUGUCCGAUGUGGAUAUGGAAUCCGGCUCGGAUGAUUCCGGAAUGGAGGAUCUGGAUGAAGAAAUUCAAAAAAUCAAGCAAAAGAUGAUCGACGAUAGUCAAAGUGUCGUUCUUGCAAACCAAUUAUUGAUUUUAUUGCGAAAAAAUGGUGACUUCGACGAGCUUGAUAUCAAAAGGAGGCAAUUUGUCGAAUGGGCCCCACUUAAUCCAUUAAAUUGGAAAAACUGGAUUGAAGAUUUUCAAAACAGAAAACCGGAGCCAAGUGUCGCAGAAGUCGAGGAAAUGUUUGAAAAAGCUCUGUUUGAUGAGAACGAUGUCACUAUUUGGGUCGAAAGAGCAAUGUACGCAUAUAAGGUUGCGAACGACAAAAACAAAAAAGAGGAUUUCAAGUUUUGCCGAGAUGUUUGUAGCAAAGCUCUUGAAAACCUUGGAACUCGGUACGAUUCUGGAGGGCACAUUUGGCUGAUUUUUCUGGAAUAUGAAAUGAGCUACCUGAAAAAUUCUAUGAAUGCUCCUGACUAUCAACGACUCGCUGAUCAAGUUUUCGCUCUGUUCGAGAGAGCCCUUCAUUGCCCAACAGAUCAGCUCGAAGAUGUUUAUGUUUUAGCUGAACAAUUCUGCACAGAAUUCAAACAACAUCAUAAACUCGAAGAACUGAAAAAGACAUAUAAUUCAACAAUGCGACAGAAGGAACAAUUGUCAAAGUUCGAGGAGCUCAUUCAACAGGAAGAAACCAAAAAGCAAGGUCUGAAACAGUUUUUUGAUCACGAGAAGAAGAGUGGAAUUCCUAGUAGAAUAAAAAUGGCUCACGAGAGGCUUGUUUCUGAGUUGGACGAUGACGAGGAAGCUUGGAUUGCAUAUGGAGCAUGGGCAGAUAUUGAACUUAAAUUGCCACAGGUUGCUGUAAAAGUGUACUCUCGAGCUCUGCGUCAUUGUCCAUACAGUUUUGUUCUCCAUCAACAAGCUCUUCUCGCCUUCGAACGAGAUCGUCGGCCAAAUGAGGAAAUUGAUGCAUUAUGGGAACGAGCAAGAAGCAAUGUUAUCAAUUCUGCCGAAGAAGGACGGAGUCUUUACCGUACCUAUGCUUUUUUGCUUCGCCGUCGAAUUCAUCUCACUGGUUCUUCGGAUUACUCUCCAAUGGCUGAAGUGUUUGAUGAAGGUGCAGCGCUACUCAGAGAAUGGUUUUCAAUGGCUUGGGAUACUACAGCAGAUUAUCGACAAAUGCAAGCAUAUUUCUAUGCUUCAUUAAUGAAGAACAUGGACAAAUGUCGAAAUAUCUGGAAUGAUAUUCUUGCAUCAGGAUUCGGAAGAUUUGCCGGAAAAUGGAUUGAAGCUGUUCGUCUUGAGCGACAAUUCGGUGAUAAAGAAAAUGCUCGAAAAUAUCUAAACAAAGCUCUCAAUUCUGUAUCGGAUAACAUCAACGAAAUCUAUAUGUACUAUGUUCAAUUUGAAAGAGAAGAAGGAACAUUGGCUGAGUUGGAUUUGGUUCUUGAGAAAGUGAAUUCACAGGUUGCUCAUCGAGCCAUUCGACCACAAAAGAAAGUUUCUGAGAAACCAGCUCCAGCUCCUAAAUCAAAGCAAGAUCAUAUUCAGAAGAGAACGUCGGGAGGUGAACCAAUUGUAAAAAAAGUGAAAGGAGACGACGGAGGAUUCAAAGCUCCACUUCCACCAUCCAAUGCGAAAAGUUCAUCAGCUGUAUCCUCUUCAAAUGCUUCGUCGACACCAGCUCCAGGUUCCUUUGCAGUUCAGAAAGCAGCUCCAGGAACGGAAGAUGCUCGCACAAUUUUUGUUUCUAAUCUCGAUUUCACUACGACGGAAGACGAAAUUCGACAAGCCAUUGAAGGUGUUGCUUCAAUUCGAUUCGCAAGAAAAGCGAAUUCGGAUCUUGUGCACAGAGGGUUCGCCUAUGUUGUAAUGGAGAAUGAUCAGAAGGCACAGCAAGCUCUCUUGAAAGAUCGAGUUCCUGUGAAGGGAAGGCCAAUGUUUAUCUCCGCCAACGAUCCAGAAAAACGGGUUGGAUUCAAAUUCUCAACCACUCUUGAAAAAUCGAAAGUCUUCGUUCGCAAUGUCCACUUCCAGGCAACCGACGAUGAGUUAAAGGCAUUAUUCUCGAAAUUCGGUACAGUAACCAGUGUUCGACGCGUGACUCAUAAAGAUGGAAAACCAAAAGGAAUCGCAUUCGUAGAUUUUGACACAGAAGCAAGUGCUCAAAAAUGUGUUGCUUCUGGUGAUAAAUUGAUGCUUCGAGAAAGAGAACUAGAGGUAGCGUUAUCCAAUCCACCAGUAAAAAAGGAUAAAUCGCAUGGAAAACCAGCAGCAAUUGGAGCAAGUUUGGAAGAAGAUGGACCUAGAAAAGGACAUGCUGCAAAACUGCAAUUGGUUCCCAGAGCUAUUACAAACAAAACUCCUCAAAUCACUGCUCGGCUGGACGCAAUGGAUGUUUCCGAAGGCACUUCAACGUCUCAGCCACUUUCAAAUGAUCAAUUCCGUAAAAUGUUUAUGAAAAAUUAGGGCCGUUUUUCACCAGAAACUUUCAUUGUUCAUAUCAAGAUUCAUUUAGUUAUUUAAUUUCUAUUACGUUCCCCAGUGUCUCCUUUCCAAUUAAAAUUCCGGUAGAUGCUAUUUUUGAUGUUCUCGCUAUAAUUAUAUUUGUUCUUCACUACGAAUUGCAAGAUUUAGUUUCAUAACUGUUCAUAAUCCUUGUUUUCUUUUUGUUUGCUAAUAAUUUGUAAUAGAGAUCCCCCAAUAUUCAUUUUCAACUUAUUGCCUAUGGAUAAGAAAAUCUGAAUUUUC
Messenger RNA from Caenorhabditis elegans, 2814 nucleotides. RefSeq names its product Spliceosome associated factor 3, U4/U6 recycling protein (gene sart-3). Gene Ontology annotation, molecular function: RNA binding; nucleic acid binding. Bases 22 to 2532 code for a protein of 836 amino acids. The record is from RefSeq and is marked reviewed. Lineage: Eukaryota; Metazoa; Nematoda; Chromadorea; Rhabditida; Rhabditidae. The transcript is spliced from 11 exons. Gene Ontology annotation, biological process: RNA processing. Gene Ontology annotation, cellular component: nucleoplasm; nucleus.